UCCGCUCUCGCAGUUUGUAAACACAGCGAAAGGAGAGAUGGAGUCGACAAGAGGUCUGACCUAAAAAUAUUCCUCAGAUUAGAUUUCCACAUACACGGAGAAAGAGAAAGAAAGAAAGAAAGAACACGAAUACGAACGAGAACCUGCAGGAUAUUCUGUUUACACCGGAAACUGACUCUGAUAUUCCUUUCGGGGAAAUAAUCUCUGACGGUGAUCCGCUCGCUGGUGCUGUGUGGCUCCUGACUAUCUGGUGCUAGAGAAAGAGAGAGGGAGGGAGAGCGGGGUAAAUUAGUGUCUUUUCUCUGUAGUGUGUUUGUCACUGGUUGUGUCCUUUCCUGCUCGGCUCUAUGGGGAACUGUUUCUCCUCUCAGAGUGCUGAUGAUCAGUCUCUGCUCAACGAGUCUGAGGGAGUGAGUCUGCCCGGAGAGCCUCCACCUCCUUAUCAGGAGCAUGCGCAGGUGCCCGUGUACCACCCCACGCCCAGUCAAGCCCGCCUAGCCACCCAGCUGACGGAGGAGGAGCAGAUACGGAUCGCUCAACGCAUUGGCCUCAUCCAGCAUCUCCCACGUGGCAUCUUCAACCCGGGCUCUGAACCCACCGACAAGAAGAUCAAAGAGUGUGUGAUCUGUAUGCUGGACUUUGAAUACGGAGACCCGAUCCGGUUCCUGCCGUGCAUGCACAUCUACCACGUGGACUGUAUUGACACGUGGCUCAUGCGCUCCUUCACCUGCCCCUCCUGCAUGGAGCCAGUGGACGCAGCACUGCUCUCCUCCUACUAGACCAACUGGGCUGCUUUCACUUCCACUGAGACACGCCUGUACGGGGAACGUACCAGUGGAGUCAGCCGAGGGGGUCACAAGGGGGAUUAAGAGUGUGGGAGGGGUGUGGCUGUGUGUGAAGAAAUGAUUGAGUGUUGGUUAGAGGAUGUAUAGAAGCUGACUAAACUGGCUUAAGGAUGAAUCCAGGCCUCAUUUAUGAUAAUUUAUUGGCCGAAUCAUUGCAUUUAAAUGUGGUUGAUGAAAAAUGAUCACAUAUCUAGCCAAUUUUCUUUCCAGAUGUGCAAUACACACGAGGUUAAAGAAGCUGUCUGUGUCUGAUGAAGCAUCUCUUCGUGAACGUGUGCCCUGGGCUAAGAUCGAUGAGCUUGUGCCACAGCUUGUGGCUGUGGACGUCCUGCUGAAACACAGCGCUCUUUAAUUAGAGACGAAUCGAAAAUGUGAGAAGCAAAUGUGCCAUACUGCAUUCCUCACUUAGGUCUGCUUUAUUUUCUUUCCGUUUUAUAGGGAUAGCACCAUGCACAGAUCUAGAGUUUCCUGAAUCUGCUCUAAAGUCGCUCAUUAAACUCCUCAGAUGCGUGUGUCGAAAUAGGAAACACUAAGUUUAUCAGGACGUACCCGAAUCUUAUGGGAAGUAAUAAAAAUGCUGAAAUUGUCAUAUUGUUUGUUUUAAAGGUGUGGUUUUUAAUUUGUAUCAAAGACUUACUAGAUUUAUAAUAAAGUAUAAUUUCAUAGAUAUCAUAAGAACAUUGUGUGUGAUAUUAUUAUAUAAAUUAUGCAUUGCAAGUGGCUCAUUUUUAUUCAUUCCAGCUUCUCGUGACAGUUUUCCGGCCCUGAAAUUGGCUCCACCCCCAUCCCCUAAGCAGAACUGAUCACUAGGCUGAUUUUCUUUAAAUGUUUAAAGCUUACAAGACUUUAUACUUUCAACACCAGGGUGGAAAUGAUAAGGGGAAGGAAAAGGCACGUUAGUGCUUGUAUUAGAAUUGUAAUUCACUGUACAUGCAGCAGAGGGCGCUGGAAAUCUUCAACUGCACCUUUAAAUGCACAAAAGGUGAAAAUUUAAUGCAAAUCAUAAUGUAAAUAGCAUAAAUAGUCUGUCAGGUGUGUUGCCAAAUUGGGCAAGAUCCCUCUUUUCAUCAAUGUAUGUCUUAUGCUUGGAGUUGCAUUUUAUGGCUUCUUGUUGGUGUGUUUUUUAAAGAAGCAAAAACGUUAGGUUUCUGUUUUUCUUCCAAGUCCAUCCUGAAUUUCAGUAAUGGCUGAGAACUUAUGUUCUGGUGCUUCCUUGCUGUGAUUUUCUUAGAAAAACCCGACACGUACUUUGCAGAUAAACCCAUAAGGCAGCUCCAAACAUUUCAAAAAUGAAGUUCAGUUGUUCGAUGUAGUCAUGGAACUCCGUUCCUGUGCUGCUGUUUUCUUGUGCGAAUCCAAGAUCUAUUUUCUGCCUUAUGUAUUACGUACUGUCCAGGAAGCUUUUGAAUCCACUUGGCUGUGAACCUUUUGUUGUACGUGUGCUCGAGUGCUACACAGAGAUCUUUGUGCACCUUUUGAAAAUGUCGUAAGAGUCAAAGCUUUAAAGUGAAUCUCCUUCCUUUUUGUUACGUUUUUUUUUUUUCCCUUUUUGACAAAAAGGACUGAAAAUUCAAAAAGUGUCAUAAAGCGCUUCUCGGUUUUGAUAUGGCUUGAUGUAACAUCUUUUCUAUCGGUCAGCAAAACAAAAACAGAUCCGAAUCCCUUUUCUGUUCUGUCACCCUGUGAGAUAUCGAUCUAUGCUAAAAGGAAAAAAAAAAGACUCAUGAUUUGUAUUGUAUUUGUUCAUGUUUAGGGCUGAAAUGAAUCGAGUGUAAAGAGACUGAGUAUAUGCCAUGGAUUCACAUAUUUUAUUUCCUGUUUUCCUGAGAUAACAAGGUCAUUUUAUUUACACGUCAUCUCAUGUUUGUCAUUAUCACAAAAAAGUGAACAUAUUUUUCUUAAAAAAAAAAAUCCUACUAUGACACCAUUUUGAUUUCAUCAUCUCAGAUUGAUUUCUCCCCACAGGUAUUGUAUUACAUCAUUGCGAAAGAAAUAGUUUGGUUCUUUUACGAUAUCAAAUUAUUGUAUGGAAAACAUUUUGUUUGGUGGGUUGUUUUAAUUAUUUUUUUUUUUAAUAUAGAAACUUCAGAUUUUUUUUUCUUUCUUUUUACAGUCUCCAGUGCUGAUGCUUGUGGUGUUCUCAUAAAGACAAAACAUUUUGUUUUAAGAUCAGAGAUUGAGUCGUUAUCUCUGGAAAGUGGCAUUUUGUUAUUUCAAGAUCUCAGCAUGUUGUGGUAACACAUUUUUGGGAAAAAUGUUUGGUUCUUUUGAGAUGUCUGAUUGUUGUGUUGCUAUAUUGGAAUUUAUUAUUAAUUUUUUAUCCCUUUUCAAGACAGAUUUGUUUAUUUCAGCAUUUUCUUCUUUCUAGGUCUCAGAUUAUUGUGCUGUUAUCUCAGAACACAAACAGCAUGUUCAUUCAAGAUCUCGGAUUGUUGUGUUUAUCUCUGGACAACUUUUUUUUUUUGAGAUCUCUGGUUGUCGCCAUUUUCUUAAGAAACCCCCCCCCCCCCAAAAAAAAAAAUCUCAGAUAAUUGUUAUCUAUAGAAAUUGCUUGGUUCUUUUGAAAUCUCAGAUCAUUCAUUUGUUAUCUUGAUAAAAGAAUAUUUUGUUAUUUUGAGAUCUCCGAUUGUUCAUAAUCUUUGAAAAAGCCAUACACUGUUUAUCAAGAGAUUUUUUUUUUCUUUUCCCAUUCAAGAUUUCAGAUUUUUUUUUCGCUGUGUUUGGAAAACCGUUUGGUUCUUUUUAAGAUCUCGGAUUGUUGUGGUGUUUAUCUUGGGAAAACCAUGUUUUGUCGGUUAUCUAUUCAUAAUGGCAUGAAAUAAGCUCUUGUUAGUGCAGGAGAAGUGAGUAAAAUAUGUGAAUCAUUUUUAGGGCUUGUAUUAAUCAAAUGUUGCUGCAGAACUAAUCUCUUGUACCUUUAAAAAUAAAAAGCCUGAUUUAGAAACAGAGAACCUGAAUUCAACCUGAGAAUGUAUUAUUAAAAAAAAAAAAGCAUUUCUGAAAGUUAGUAUCCAGAGAUAUGAUUAUGGCUUAGACAAGAGCAGAUAAUGAAUGUGUGGGUGUGGGGACAAACAUCUGUCUGGCUAAUCAAACAUCUGUCUAAGUGAAGCUGAAGACUUUUUUUUUUUUAAUAAUAGAACGUUUAGUACAUUUCACUGCAAAUCACCUGAAAUUAUCUAUGUUUAAAAAUGUAGCUCUAGUACAGACUUUUUUCCCCAAUGCAAAAAAGAGAAAAUAGCGAUUUAAUGAACUCGUGUGAAGUACAAUCAUCUUUGCUUUUCUUUUUUAACAGAAUAUAUGGUUUGAUUUGAUGCCAAGUUUGCUUCAUUAAUGUGUAAUACUGAAUCUGGGCUGCUGGACAGAAGUGUGUGUGUGUGUGUGUUUUGUACAUGUGCAGUAAAGGCACAUUUUGGGAAUAUGUAAACACCAUGAUGAAUAUACAAGUAAAUAAAUAAAUACCAAUUCUUCCAUA
Molecule: messenger RNA, 4317 nt
Organism: Neoarius graeffei (lesser salmon catfish)
Lineage: Eukaryota; Metazoa; Chordata; Actinopteri; Siluriformes; Ariidae
Gene: rnf11a
Product: ring finger protein 11a
Exons: 3
Coding region: 348-779 (143 amino acids)
Source: RefSeq, a predicted model, not a curated record